Lasiosphaeria miniovina is the source of this 540-nucleotide messenger RNA. RefSeq lists its product as uncharacterized. The transcript is spliced from 4 exons. Bases 1 to 540 code for a protein of 179 amino acids. The record is from RefSeq and is a predicted model, not a curated record. Lineage: Eukaryota; Fungi; Ascomycota; Sordariomycetes; Sordariales; Lasiosphaeriaceae.
AUGGACCCAGCAGGACCCGGGCCCGCUAUUCCUCCUUCCGCCCCGUCCCCGGAGAAUCCGUCUUCGGGGUCGGGCGGUGGAGAGGUGGUGCUGUCCGAUGUCAUGGGUCGCGACAGGAGCAUCAACCUUUUUGCGGGCUUUGUAAGAGAUAUCGAGUCUGCGUCGCAACGUCUCGACGACUCGUCCCGCAACACGACCGUUCUUGCCCCCUUGAACUCGGCCAUCGAAAAGCUUCCGCGCAAGCCUUGGGAGGACCCCAGAGACUAUGGCGCUCUUGGCCCUAACGCGUACGAGGGCGAUGAUGGCCAAGAGAGAGCGCAACGAAACCUGCGCAGGUUUGUCGAAGCACACAUGGUGCAGAUCAACCCGUGGCCCGAGGGCGAGAGAGUAAAGGCGAUUGGUGACGACCAAGACAUCUGGUGGGAGGAUAAGGACGGGACUAAAGUGAUCCAACCGGGAAACAUUGAGGUUGUCAGCAUUGCGAGCACCGUUGCCAAUGGUCAAGUGUGGAUUCUGCGAAAAGUCCGCAACUACGCUUAA